Molecule: messenger RNA, 1369 nt
Organism: Xylaria bambusicola
Lineage: Eukaryota; Fungi; Ascomycota; Sordariomycetes; Xylariales; Xylariaceae
Product: glycoside hydrolase family 16 protein
Exons: 1
Coding region: 260-1228 (322 amino acids)
Biological process (GO): carbohydrate metabolic process
Molecular function (GO): hydrolase activity, hydrolyzing O-glycosyl compounds
Source: RefSeq, a predicted model, not a curated record
CCUCAAUCUUGUAGUAGAAGUCCCUAGGUUAGACUUUCUCGACCGUGUGAUUUAUGGUAAAUUACUUGAAUUGACAGUACGGCCCGCACUGUGCAUCCCGAUGCAACCGACCCCUCUACGUCCGUGACGAUGACUUCAAUGACUUGGCAGUCUAGCAUUUCUUUAUCUCAAAUACCGCGGCGCUUUUGUGAGAUUCAUAUGGCCCAAUGGUUUGGAAGUGAAGCAUUCCAUCUCAUUCUACAGAUCCUUGUACCUGAGCAUGUCGUUUCUUAAUCAGCUUAAGGAGAAGGCUGAGGAGCUGAACAGGAAACAUAACCUCCUGCCAAUCGGCCAAAACAAGCCGCAGCAAGGCUACGGAGCUUCUCCGCAACAGUACUACCCUGGCCAACAACCAUAUCCGUAUCAACCUCAACAUCAACCUCAGGGUCAGUGGCAAUGGCAGCAACCUGCCCCAACGCACUGGCAAACCCCUCCUCCACCCCCAGGACAGUCUUGGCAACAGCCAGCUCAUCCUCCUCAACCAAACUAUAACACCCGCCCCGGCGGCCCGCCCCCCAUUCCAUCACAUUCAAAACCACCUGCUAGCCCGUCUGCCGAGUCAGGCGGCCCCAGAGUCUACUGGCGCCCGACAUUCAGCCCGGGAAUACCGGUAUCCCACGAAUUUGAUCACAGACUCGGGCAUGGUGAUCCGUGGGGAUGGGGUAACAACGAGCUUGAGAACUACACAUCAGACAGCUCGAAUAGUUUCUACACGCCAGAUGGCAAGCUUGUUAUUCGUGCGCUCUCUCAAUCGCAUCAUCCGGACCCGGAAGCGCGAUACAUGUCGGCGCGGCUCGUGAGCAGAGCGACUCUUGGCCGCCGUGACGGUUGCGUUACCGCCUGGCUUAGCCUCCCCUGUGCUGAAGGGAUAUGGCCUGCAUUUUGGCUCUUGCCGCGUGAACCUUCUGUAUGGCCGCAUGAGGGUGAGAUCGACAUUGCUGAGAGCUGGAACGGUGAUUGUGAGAACCACGCUUGUUUGCACUGGGGGUUCUACACCCCGGAGGAUGCGCAGAAACAUUUAGUUCGUGGCACGCAUAUCCCGGAUAUGCCACAUCGCGCCAUCCGCUACGACUUCGUGUGGCAGUGCAGUGGGACUGGAGUUCGAGGAGAUGGUAAGGAGGAGGGCGGUGGGAGGAUCAUGUUUACAGCACGCUGGAUACUUGAAUUGCCAUUUUUGGAAGGAUCUUAGCUCUGGAGACAUGUUGCGGGAGUGUGUCUCGGGAGCUGUUUUAGGAGCUGAUUUAGAAGGUAAAGUCAUAUUACGGCUUAAUACAACAGAUCCCAGCUAUUACCACUUUUAUAGCCAAUACCAGUCGAUUUCUUAAACCAG